CAUAUUAUUCCCACAGAUUUGUGUAACUUAAUUCUUGCUACCCCCUUAUCUAUGAAUGAUAAACAAGAAGAUUUUAUUAGAUGGAUUUAUUCGGAUACUGGAUCGUUUACUGUUAAAUCAGCUUACUCCCUUCAACUUUCUGCUUCCCCCCAAUUCAAUGCUUCUGACUCAGGUUUCAAUUGGAAAAAUCUUUGGAAAAUUAAAACACCUUUUAAAUAUAAAAUGCUUCUGUGGAAUUGCUGUCAUGGAAUCUUGCAUGUGGCUCAAAAUUUAUCUCCAAUCUUGGAUUUUAUUUCUCCUAUUUGUUGUAGAUGUCAGAGACAACGGAAAAACAACUAUAAGGAUGCUAGCACAUGCUAAACAUGUUUGGACUGCACCAAGUUCUGGGUAUCUCAAGCUUAACACUGAUGGAACUUGGUCAGCCCACAACAUUGUUGGAGGUGGAGGAGUCUUUAGAAGGUCUUCUGGAACCUGGUUCAUGGGCUUCUCCAGCAAAUUUAAUGCUUCCACUCCUUUGACAGCUGAACUUUAUGCAAUCAGAGAAGGUUUAAUUAUGGCAAUUGAAUACAAGGUGGAUAAGUUAGAAUUGGAGACUGAUGCUUUGUCCCUGAUGAAGAUGCUUAAUACUAUGGAUAAUCACUAUCACCAUGAAUUAUCUCCAGUUUUGAACGAUGUGGCUAGUCUAAUGAAGCGAUUCACCUCUCUUACUGUACACCAUAUUCCUCGUGCACGGAAUUUGGUUUCUCACUCUUUAGCUGCUUACUCCAUCUCCAUGGUUGUUGGUCACAAGGUCUAUGCUGAUGUUCCACCCUUUUCUAGAAUUGCCUAUCAUGGAGACCUCCAAGGUCUAGUGCGCACUUUUGCUAGUCAAGGAGAAACACCACAGGUGAUUGAUGUUGAUGCUGAUCCCUCUAAGUUAACUGCUGAUCCCCCUAAUUCUACUCAAAUCAUGUUUGGUUCUAUUCCUGCUACAAUCUCAAUGGAUACUAAGGCUUCUGGUUCUGCAAAUGCUAAGGACACUAAUCCUGCAGACGGAUCGAAGGGGGCAGGAACCUCCUCUACGAAUGAGUGAAAGUAAUAGCAGGUGGUAGAUCUCCGGCUUGGAUAAUCAAAAAAUAUUUUGCGAUUUGUCAAGUUUCAACUGGAGAUUAUCGGAGACAAAAACUUCUAUUUUGCGUGCUUUAGUGGAAAACAAAGUUUGUAAUGUGAAUAGUUGGGUUGUAAGUUUUUGGUGUACCCCUUUUGUAACAAACUUUAUUAUGGACUAGAGUCCUAAAUCAAUAAUAUUGUCUCCGUUUUACGUUUAAAAAAAAUUAUGUUCUUUUGC
This is a messenger RNA of Spinacia oleracea (spinach), 1327 nucleotides long. RefSeq lists its product as uncharacterized. The coding region runs from base 56 to 1072 and encodes 338 amino acids. Gene Ontology annotation, molecular function: RNA-DNA hybrid ribonuclease activity; nucleic acid binding. The transcript is spliced from 2 exons. The record is from RefSeq and is a predicted model, not a curated record. Lineage: Eukaryota; Viridiplantae; Streptophyta; Magnoliopsida; Caryophyllales; Amaranthaceae.